Molecule: messenger RNA, 2111 nt
Organism: Trichosurus vulpecula (common brushtail)
Lineage: Eukaryota; Metazoa; Chordata; Mammalia; Diprotodontia; Phalangeridae
Product: acyl-coenzyme A synthetase ACSM1, mitochondrial-like
Exons: 14
Coding region: 226-1971 (581 amino acids)
Biological process (GO): fatty acid biosynthetic process; acyl-CoA metabolic process
Cellular component (GO): mitochondrial matrix
Molecular function (GO): fatty acid ligase activity; fatty-acyl-CoA synthase activity
Source: RefSeq, a predicted model, not a curated record
CACUUUAAGUUCAACCUUGUGAGGUCCACUGUAAAGGAGGCAGGAUGGACUGCGGAAUAUGCAAGCCGACUGCUGAAGAAUUAGACACCAUCCUUUUCAUGCAGUAAGUUGGGGAGACAAUGGAGAAAGAGUAAUCAUGGCUUUGGAGCCAAAGGAGAUACAGUGGUCCUGUCCUCAAGGAGUGAGCACUUCCUUUGACUCCUUAUCUCUGGAGCCCUCCUGGUCAUGCGGUUGCUGACAAGAUCCCAGGUGCUCCGAGGCCUUUGGGUUCCUUGGCCAACCUAUGGUUCCCGUCACCUUCAUCCUAGGAACCUCCUCGCCCAGGCUUUCUCAAGGACAGAGAUACCACAAUGGGGAGACUAUGACGUGCCCAAAGAAUUUAAUUUCGCCAGUGAUGUGAUGGAUCACUGGGCACGUAUGGAGAAGGAGGGCAAAAGAGACCCAGUCCCUGCCCUGUGGUGGGUGAAUGACAAAGGGGAUGAAGUAAAAUGGAACUUCCAGGAACUGGGUCACUUGACCCGUCAGGCAGCCAACGUUUUAACAGAGAUCUGCGGCCUGCAGCGGGGAGACCGACUGGUUCUGAUCCUGCCCCGGAUUCCUGACUUGUGGCUGGUGAAAGUGGCCUGUAUGCGGGCAGGACUUGUCUUCAUUCCUGGAACAACCCAGUUGACAGCCAGAGACAUCCUCUACCGGUUGCAGUUAUCAAAGGCCAAAGGCAUCAUGACCAAUGAAACCUUGGCCCCAGCCGUGGACUCUGUGGCAUCUGACUGCCCUCAGCUGAAAACCAAGCUUCUGGUAUCCGAGAAUAGCCGCGAUGGAUGGCUAGACUUUAGGACACUGCUGAAAGCUGCGUCUGUGGACCACGCUUGUGUAAAGACAGAAUUACAAGAGCCCAUGACUAUCUUUUUCACCAGUGGAACUACAGGCCUACCCAAGAUGGUCAUGCACGACGGCGGGCUUGCGCUGAGAUCAUGUCUCCCAUCCACCAGGCAAGUCAUGAAACUUACAAGUUCUGAUAUCUCAUGGUGCGCGGCAGACCCUGGCUGGAUUUUAUCGGUUGUAGCGUCUAUGCUAGAACCCUGGAGCUCAGGAGCCUGCAGCUUCAUCCACUACCUGCCUCAGUUCAACCCUGAGACCAUUCUAAAGACUCUCUCCAGAUACCCCAUCACUUGCAUGGUAGCUGCCCCAUCCAUGUAUCGAAUGCUUCUACAACUCAACAUUUCCAGUUACAAAUUCCCAGCCCUGAAGCAUAUUGUUACUGGUGGUGAGACUCUGCUGCCUGAAGAUUUUGAGAAGUGGCAAAAAGCAACAGGCCUGGCCAUCCAUGAAAUAUAUGGACAGUCAGAAACGGGACUAACUUGUGCAGUGCCCAGGGGAAUGAAGAUCAAGAAAGGUUCCAUGGGGAAGGUCAUUCCACCCUUUGACAUGCAGAUCAUAGAUGAGAAAGGCAACACACUUCCUCCAGGGACAGAAGGGGAAAUGGCCGUCAGGAUCAAACCUACUAGACCUGUUGGCGUGUUCUCUGGCUACUUGGAUAAUCCUAAGAAGACUUCCUUAUCGGAACGCGGUGACUUUUACGUCACAGGUGACAGAGGCACCGUAGAUGAAGACGGCUAUUUCUGGUUCAUUGGUCGUUCUGAUGACAUCAUUAAGGCUUCUGGGUACCGGAUCGGUCCCUCUGAAGUUGAAAAUGCCCUGGCAGAACACCCAGCUGUGGCAGAAUCAGCAGUCAUUGGCAGCCCGGACCCAGUCCGAGGAGAGGUGGUGAAGGCAUUUGUGGUCCUGACUCCGGAGUUUAGGGACCAUGACCGUGACCAACUGGUUCAGGAGCUGCAGCAGCACGUUAAGAAUGUUACUGCCCCCUACAAGUACCCCAGGAAGGUGGAGUUUGUCUCAGUCCUGCCCAAAACCAUCACAGGGAAGAUCAAGAGGAGCGAACUCCGGGAAAAUGACCAGAGGCUUAAUGGGUGAUUUAAUUCUGGGAUCCAUCUCACAAUCCACUGAAGCCUGUAUCUCUCUCAAGAGGAGUCUUUGUCAGCUACAUGCAAGUGUUUAAGCAAUAUUGGGCUGGAAUAAAAGAGACCAGGGCAAUUGUUCUCUUCCAAGCUUUA